This is a messenger RNA of Vespula vulgaris, 2416 nucleotides long. Its product is annotated as troponin C, isoallergen Bla g 6.0101-like. The coding region runs from base 1427 to 1906 and encodes 159 amino acids. Gene Ontology annotation, molecular function: enzyme regulator activity; calcium ion binding. The record is from RefSeq and is a predicted model, not a curated record. The transcript has 5 exons. Lineage: Eukaryota; Metazoa; Arthropoda; Insecta; Hymenoptera; Vespidae.
CUGAAACCAUCCUUCUGCCUUUAAUAUCCGAGUUCCUUUCCUUCCGAAGAAGGAUAGCAGAUCCCGUUCAUAAAUUCGGUUAGUUUGCUUUCAUCCAAUGAGAGGGAAACAAGGAAAAGGGGAAAUAAAAGAGAGCCUCCCGCCUCUCUUACCGCACACUUACCACGCCGGAGUCUCCGAAGACUCCCAUGCACUCGUGGAUCAAUGAUAGCCAUCUAACGUGACACGUCACGUUGCAAAAUCGUAGUCCAAUAUGUACUCGCGACCCCGUCUGUUAUUUUUUAUGACUUUAUUUCUUUGAUUUGUGGUGAGUUUAUUAAGCUUAUUAGCAAAACAAAGGGGAGAUGACAAAUAUAUUUUUCGAUAAUUUUUUCGCAAAGUUACACAUAUAUGUGAAGUAAAUAUUUGUAAAACUUAUAACCUUUGCUCUUAGGUAUUACUGUUUAGUAUUGAUCAAUUUCAUUGACACAAAGCGAAUACGUAGGAACGAGUACUGCUUAAAUCUAGUAGGAUGGAUGUAUUAAUUUUUGAAUUAAUUAAUUGUUGUAUCAUCGUAUUGCGUAAGAGCAGUCUCGUGCAAGUGUACGUAGUUAGUAGCGUGUGUACGAGGUUAGGAGCAACUGCCAGGCGUACUUUUUUAUACAUCGGUGAGCAGCUUCUGGCAAUCGACUGCAAUUCUCUAAAAGGACGCAAUGCCAAUAAGAAACCACUGUAAGGGGUAUCGCACUGCAAUCGGCAUAAACUCUUCUGCGUAUGAUGCCAUCAAACGCGUGGGCGUAUGAAUUGUUUGAUUAUAUACAGAUGUUCGUUUAUUUUCUGGCCAUGAAAACAACGUAAAUUGUUUUACACGCGAAUCUCGAAGAUUCACGUUUUCACGAUAAUCCUUGUUAAUGAAUUGGGAGCUAUGAGAUUGCCUUAAAUACAUAUAUAUAUAUAUAUAUAUAUAUAUAUACUUAGAUAGACUUCAUUUUUAAAUGCGUACGUACAAGUUUAAUACCUCGCGCAAAGCUUUCGAAGGCAUUACUAAAUUGUUACAUUAACAACAGAUUUAGUAAAAAUAAUUGGAAAAGAUCGUAUUGUGAUCGUGUUCUAUCAAUCACGAUAGAUUGCAUCAGAGGUUCGCGAUUUGUUUCGCAAAGUAUCUAACACGCAAUGGAUCUCAAUUAAGCAUCACUGUAUAGCGUAUUCGAGCUGACAGACGAUUGGUAAUGAUCCAUUAACACUAUUAAAAAUGUGGGACAAUGUCUCAGUGCAGCUAUUAAUUAGUUUACGAACGCUCAGUAUAACAUUUUCAUCGGUAGAGUAAGCCGACGGACGUACAUUUGUCUCCUCGAUAAUCAAAUCGCUAAUUGACUGGCUUCUGCGAUACUUACUUCAAUUUCAGCAAACUCGUUUACGUAUUACAAAAAUUUUAUCACACAUAAUCAUGUGGGACAACGAUGAUAUGCAAGAAAUUGACCUUAGCAAGGACCAGCUUAAACAUCUUCGAAUGGCAUUCGACACAUUCGAUCCCGAAAAGAAAGGUGCGAUUCAAACCACGAUGAUCCCAACGAUUUUGGAAAUGUUAGGACACGAAGUUAGAGGUGUCAAUUUGCAAGAAAUGAUCGCUACCUACGACUUAUGGGGAUCGGGCGAGUUGAAAUUCGAAGAAUUCUCAAAAUUAGCAUCUCGUUUUAUGGAAGAGGACACGGACACGGAAGCCGUAAAGGAGGAACUUCGAGAAGCUUUCCGAAUUUACGACAAGGAAGGAAACGGUUAUAUCACUACCGAUGUCUUCAGAGACAUUCUUCAUGAGCUGGACGACCAACUAUCUCCGGAGGAACUUGACAUGAUUAUAGAAGAGGUGGACACUGAUGGAUCUGGCACGCUCGACUUCGAAGAAUUCAUGGAGGUCAUGACGGGAUAAAUUAUGAGCUUCUCGCCCGAAUUAGCAAAUCCUACCAAUGCGGUCGAGGGAGAAACAUCGUGUCACGUGUAUAGAUAGGGACGAGCACGAUUUAUUAUAGUUGUGUGUGAACAUGACUGGUUAUCAAAGUGUGUAUGUAUGUGCGCGUGUAUGAGUGUGCGUUCAGUAGCACGUUCCUUGGGCAACUACUAUAUAAAGUUCGAUUAUACACAGGUCGCGCCUUUCAUUUUCCAGGAUUGAUUGUGGAGUUUUCACAAGCACCUCUUGAAAGGUCUUUGAUGUCUUUAGAAAUACGUCUUGGUGCAUUUAACGAAGUUGAAAUUUGCUGAAAUUAUUAUAUAUAGCUUGCUCAGGAAACGUGUAGAUACGCGAAACAAUCAUCAUAUAUCUAUGAUACGUAAUAUAUUUUCAACUAAAGUGAACUUUCGAAUUAAAUUACUCUUACUUAAAAUGAAAAAAUAUAUGUUAAUUAGAAAAAAUUUAAUAAAGAGAAACAUCGUAAAUCGUAAA